ACCAUCAGUGAUGCCGUCAAGAUCUACCGCAGCUUAAUGCGUAUCGGCGCUCUCGAAGUCGAAGCACUUUGUGAAAAGAUUAAAUAUCGCUUGCGGAAUGAGCCAGUCAAUGAGGUUGACGUGCAAAGCAUCUGGGCCUUGCAAUUCCCUGAUUGGAUCGAUGCUGUCAUGCGCAACAUUGUCAGGUUCAACGUGUUAAACAUGCAGCCCGCCGGUGGAUACAUCGACUUGUUUAUUGAAGCAGAGUUGCUUCAGUAUCACGAUAGGGGUGCUGCACGGGUCGUUGACAUGUAUGAGCGGCAU
Bipolaris sorokiniana ND90Pr is the source of this 303-nucleotide messenger RNA. RefSeq lists its product as uncharacterized. The record is from RefSeq and is a predicted model, not a curated record. NCBI's taxonomy places the organism in Eukaryota, Fungi, Ascomycota, Dothideomycetes, Pleosporales, Pleosporaceae. The transcript has a single exon. The annotation marks the transcript as partial.